AUGGAUGCUCGAGAAGAGCGCAAUGAUGCGGCUCAAGUCUUACUGGCAAGAGCGCAUGAACUUCUGUCUGAGUUAUCGAUCUUUGCAUCCCACUUCCAAGACAUGGCGAACCUGUGCAAUGGUGAUGGUGCCCACAUUACUGCAGGUGCUCUAAACUAUUUAAAGCAACAACUCAAAAGCGAGAUUCAGGCACUCAGCAGCAUUAUUAGCAAACAGUCAGGAGAAGAUAGUGCAAUGUCCACCCAUCGUAUCUCGUCUACGAACCUUCCGUUCUUCGAAUCUCUAUGGGCUUUUGCCAAACGGUCUCACGAUAUAGUUGCUCUUCGCAAAUGGGUCAGCAAUGGACGUGUCGAUGGAAAUGAAAUACUGGCGCCAGGUACGCAUAUCGUCCACAUGCCCGGGGAUUCCAUUCCAUCCAAACACACGACCACGCUGGUAGAUAUCAUUUCCGAUGGAGGUCAAACCUGGAUCAAAAUUGCCGCGACAACAACGAAACGGCUACUAUGGGAUAUGACAAAACUCGGAUGGGCCAUAGGUGCAGACGAGAGCGAUGAAGAAUAUGCAGAAAUGACGGACGAGGAACUCGAUGACAUUCCACUUUUCAAAACCGCCAAAAGUCUGGCAGUCUCGGCAGAGGCUUAUACAAUACGAGGCAAUUCUCCUGCGAUAAAGUUGGUCUUGCCACGAAUUGCAAGUGGAGAGUCCAAAGAUGUCGAUUUUGUGCUCCAGCGGAUCCGCAAAUCAGGAGUUGAGAUUCUGUGCAGCAACGAACUACCAUCAUCACCGCCGUCUCCACUCACGGAGGAAAUCUUGCACCAAAUGGCGCCGAAUCCAUUAUCUGGGUUCUCUGGCACAUUAAAUGUAGAUACCUCCAUCCUGAUUGGCCUAAUUUCCGAUUUCUCACACCAUUCUGUCGAGAAACAAGAGUGGUUUACGGCCAUGCAAAGGGGACAUCUCGCCAACGAAGAGAAGCGACGGAUUGCUUCGACAUGGAUUUACCCGGCCAUGGGUCGCCGAAAUUUAGUAUGCACGCCUGAAGCGGCAAACACCUGCACAGAAAUUGUACGGACAAUCGGCACUCCAUCGGAGAUCGCCCGCCUGGAAGUAGUUCUCUGUCAAAACUCCAAUCUCACGCGGGACCAAUUGCACAAAAGAUUCAGUGCUCUAUCAGAUCAUGAUGUCCCCCGAGGUCUGUGCCUUCCUGUAAAAGUGGCACAGACCUCUGGAAACCCACCUGAGCUCCCCCAAGAAGUGUGGCAUGCUCUCCGCGAUGUUACAGAGCCGACAAAAUCCGUCUUUGCUUUUGGAUGGGGAUUGAAGUAUACUACACUUACAUCAAAUGGUAUAGGAAUAGCCAAUCUCACGAAAAAUCUCGAGUCCGUUAAAUAUGUCGGUGAAUGGCCCUCGGUGUGGCUUUGUCCGUACAGCAGAUCGUUGGUCGGUGUGCCAAAGCAUCUUCGUGAAGAAUGA
This is a messenger RNA of Truncatella angustata, 1470 nucleotides long. RefSeq lists its product as uncharacterized. The transcript has a single exon. Bases 1 to 1470 code for a protein of 489 amino acids. The record is from RefSeq and is a predicted model, not a curated record. Lineage: Eukaryota; Fungi; Ascomycota; Sordariomycetes; Amphisphaeriales; Sporocadaceae.